AUUGAAGUGUACAUAGUAUACUCAUUGAAGUGUACGUAGUAUACUUAUUGAAGUAUACUGUAGUGUGCUUUAUUGGAGACACGACUAUCAGCUGCUAGCAAGAAGAAACGUUAGCAUCACAUGGAUUUGCCAACCAAAGGAAAACCAGGAUAAAUGUUGUUUUGGAAGGAGCAUAAACGCUAAAGUGUGGGGCUGAUUUAAACGCUGACAAGACGUGCAGGAUGAAGGUGAAGGUGAAGAAAUGGAACGGGGUCGCGUCCUGGUUGUGGGUGGCUAAUGAUGAGAACUGUGGUAUCUGCAGACUGGCCUUUAAUGGCUGCUGUCCUGAAUGUAAGGUCCCUGGGGACGACUGUCCACUGGUCUGGGGUCAGUGUUCCCACUGUUUUCACAUGCACUGCAUCUUGAAGUGGCUCAACUCUCAGCAGGUCCAGCAGCAGUGUCCCAUGUGCAGGCAGGAGUGGAAGUUUAAAGAAUGAACACACCUGAUUGUUGGUAUGAUUGUAAAUAAGCUUUUUUUUCAUACCUGUACUUGACACAACUGAAAUGAAGCGGACGUCUAAGGCAUUGGUGUACAGUUCAUUUGAAAAAUAAGUUAUCCGAGCCAAAUAUGUGUUUGUACUGUACAGUAGAGGGCACUGCAGGCUGGGGUAAAUAAGCCAUUGGUCAACACAGGUGGUUGUCAGGUGUUGACCUGGCAAGUUUGGACUGAAUUUGGCAAAUUAUGGAGUUUUUUGACUUGCUGGAGCCAAAUAAAUUGUUGACGUUUUAUCAAAGAUGGCUCUUUGAAUUUAAUUUUCACAUGCCAAAUCAAGCACAAAAUGAACCGCUUGCAGAGGUGCUUGCUGAGUAAACCAGUGCUGUUGGGUAUUUGUCACCCCUUCCAGAAAAACUCAAGAAGCAUUUCGAGGUCACAUGGUUGCAACCCAUGUGCGCUACAUUUUCUGACGGCCAUUUUGUGUUCGACCCAAUGCAAUAGUGACUCGGUCGUUAAAAUAAUGCAUUUAGGCGUUGCCUCCUUGCAUUGUGACUCUCAAUGUGUAAAUGCUGAAAAAUAAUGAGGGAAAAUAAAUAAUUUAACUUAUUUUUUAUUAAAGAAGUGUACUAUCUUAAUGUCAGUCAAUUGCUAGCAUGCUAACUGUUAACGUGCGUGAAGUAACAAAAUAAUUAACUUUUUAGAAACUGUUUGCUGGCAUACGCCUCAGGGUCAAAUAUGUUGUUACUUGGUGCAUGUUAACUGUUAGAAUGCUAAUGUUA
Entelurus aequoreus (snake pipefish) is the source of this 1254-nucleotide messenger RNA. RefSeq names its product APC11 anaphase promoting complex subunit 11 homolog (yeast) (gene anapc11). NCBI's taxonomy places the organism in Eukaryota, Metazoa, Chordata, Actinopteri, Syngnathiformes, Syngnathidae. The record is from RefSeq and is a predicted model, not a curated record. Gene Ontology annotation, cellular component: nucleus; anaphase-promoting complex. The transcript has 3 exons. Gene Ontology annotation, molecular function: zinc ion binding; ubiquitin protein ligase activity; cullin family protein binding. Gene Ontology annotation, biological process: protein ubiquitination; positive regulation of mitotic metaphase/anaphase transition; anaphase-promoting complex-dependent catabolic process. Bases 222 to 476 code for a protein of 84 amino acids.